UUCCGCUCGUAGCUGGGAACCGCCGUCACGCAACACCACAGGUUGCCUAAAGCCUCAACUUGCUUCACACCGCGGAACGCGCAACCACUCAAUCAUGGCUUUCACGAAGAAUGUGGAGGGUAUGAUGCUCCUGGAACAACCAUUUGCACGAGUUCCGUAUGAGAACUACCGGAAGGUAUUCAGGACUCAGCAGAAGAACAUAGAGAAAGAGAUCGGGGCGAUACAGACGGCUGCGAGCGACCUUGCCAAGAAUGCGCAAGGGUCAUUGAAUCCGCAGGGGACGCUGAAGUCUAUUGACGGCAUGAUAGGGAGGGUGGAGUCUCUGAAGCGGAAGCUUUCAGACUUGGAACAGUCCGCGGGCAGACCCACGCAGGAUGUUAUGCGCGAGCGGUAUCAACAUUUAGCCGUCAUUGAGUCGCCUACGACGUCCGAUGCAGAAUACAGCCAGUGGGCAGAAAAGCGAUUGGAUCGCUGGAUCGUCGACUGGGCGCUCCGCACUGGCAAGGAGAAGACGGCUCGGAUCAUCGCGCAACAGAAGGACAUCGAGACGCUAGUUGACAUUGACUUGUUCAUGGAUAUACAUCGUGUGGAACACGCCUUGGCACAUCAAAGUUGCACGGAGGCGCUCGCCUGGUGCAGUGAGAACAAGACGGCGCUGCGGAAGAUCAAGAGCACACUCGAGUUCGAGCUUCGUCUCCAAGAAUACAUUGAACUGUGCCGUGCCCGCAGGAAGGAAGACGCGAUCGCUUACACUAAAAAGCACCUCGUUACCUGGCAGGAGACCCAUCUUGCGCAAAUUAGACAGGCAUUAGGCCUGCUGGCCUUCCCACCCGCCACCACAUGCGGUCCCUACAAACGCCUGUACGACCCCUCACGAUGGGAUGUCCUCGUCCAGUCGUUCCGGACGGCGAUAUACACGCUGAAUACCCUUCCCUCAGAGCCGCUCCUGAAUUUAUCCAUGUAUGCGGGGCUCUCGGCACUCAAACUUCCCGCUUGUUACGAUGAGCACAUGAAGAGUGUUGACUGCCCUGUGUGUGAUCCAGCUCUCGGUCAGCUUGCGAAAGAGGUCCCUGCGAGUCAUCACGUCAACUCCAGCAUCGUGUGCAGUAUCACUGGCAAGAUCAUGGACGAGGACAACAUGCCCAUGGCUCUGCCGAACGGAUACGUAUACUCGAAAGAGGCUCUGCAAGAAAUGGCGGCUAAGAACGACGGACAGGUUACUUGCCCACGAACCGGGUAUACCUGCGAUUUCUCCGACCUGCGCAAGGUUUUCAUCUCAUGAUCCCAUGUGUACCCCCUCAGACCACAUCCUUUCGUCAUUAGCUGUGUACUUUCUGGAUUCUCAUCGCGUAUGUACUUCGAACCCACGCACUGUAACAUUACACGACCACGAUGUUCUACCAG
Molecule: messenger RNA, 1404 nt
Organism: Punctularia strigosozonata HHB-11173 SS5
Lineage: Eukaryota; Fungi; Basidiomycota; Agaricomycetes; Corticiales; Punctulariaceae
Exons: 7
Coding region: 95-1282 (395 amino acids)
Biological process (GO): proteasome-mediated ubiquitin-dependent protein catabolic process
Cellular component (GO): GID complex; nucleus; cytoplasm
Molecular function (GO): ubiquitin protein ligase activity
Source: RefSeq, a predicted model, not a curated record